Messenger RNA from Xiphophorus maculatus (southern platyfish), 3438 nucleotides. RefSeq names its product V-set immunoregulatory receptor (gene vsir). The coding region runs from base 112 to 999 and encodes 295 amino acids. The transcript is spliced from 7 exons. Gene Ontology annotation, biological process: negative regulation of CD4-positive, alpha-beta T cell proliferation; positive regulation of regulatory T cell differentiation; regulation of immune response. The record is from RefSeq and is a predicted model, not a curated record. NCBI's taxonomy places the organism in Eukaryota, Metazoa, Chordata, Actinopteri, Cyprinodontiformes, Poeciliidae. Gene Ontology annotation, cellular component: plasma membrane.
UUCAUUUUACUACGAGUGAAACGAGAACAGACGGAGAGCAAAGAGGUCCAACAGCUGAACACAUUCUGCACUUCUGCUUCGUUUGGUUUUGUUUUUAAAGUCCUGCCGGCCAUGGAGAGGCGACGGACUUCCGUUUGGCUGAGAAAGCCCAUGUUUUGGAUCGUCUGUUUUCUGGUUGCUGUUGCUGAAGCGAAAGUGGCACCAAGCCACUCCAGCUCCCCACUGACCGUGUCCUCUGCCCACCGGUACUACACCUGUCCAGAGGGGGUGACUGCCAAGCUAGUGUGCAACCAGAAAAAUGCCAACUUACAUCCCGAUCACCACGUAAGGGAUCUCUGGCUCUUCACGCCCCACACCGACCUGCACUGUAAAAAAGGGGAAACUCCACGCAAUGUCAGCCAUAAACCCCGCAACUCGAAUCUAGGAGUGGAGAUGAACUAUACGAAUGAAAACAUGUGGGUGAUUCUCAGGAAUGUGACCCACGCCGACCAGGGCCGCUACUGCUGCAUAGCCCUGGACGUUAAGAUCGAUCACAAGCAACAAACAGCCCAGCAGAGUACCCACAGCCACAUUAUUCUUCAAGUUACACCAAAGAGAGACGGGGUGACCAGCUGCACGUUCUGGGAUCCCACACCUCCACCAGCAGCCUCGGUGCCCGUGGCUUUAGCCUUAGCUGCUUGCAUUCUGGCUCUGCUGUCGCUGCCUCUUAUUCUGGUCCUGGUCUACAAACAGCGAGAGAAUUCACGGUCAAACAGACGUGGACAGGAGCUGGUGCGGAUGGACAGUGAAGCUCAGGGCCACGAGAAUCCAGUGUUUCUGAUCGGAUCCCCACAGAUAAAGACCCGGACUGUUUCUCAGAUCAUGACCCGUCAGCCCUCUGAGACCAGUCGCCACUUAUUGUCGGACCCGGGAACGCCCCUCUCUCCUCCCGCACAUGGUGACGUUUUCUUCCCAUCCGAAGACGUCAUCCCUGAGAAUCCAGACCUGGUGCAGAUUUAAAGCCCGUUCUUCACCUAAACUGUUGCCCUGGAAAGAUUCCUGCAGCUCUUCUGUUCUUCCAUUCAUUUUAAUACCAAUACUAUCCUCAUGAGCUCUCUCACAAUAACUGCAUAAACACGUAUUGUUCCUGUCUGGAUUUGUCAUCUGUUCAUUGUCUGGACUGCAGGAGGGAGGAGCGCUGCGUUUCUGACCCACAUACCAUUUCCACCUGCAACAACAUCUGCAGGCCAACAGGUUGCAUCUGAUCACAGACCUGCCUCUGCUGGUGUCUUUUGUUAACCUUGUGAGAAGUGUUGAAAGUGGGAGUCUUGCUAUAAGCAGGCAGAGAGUGAUCUACUCAGCUUUUACAGAAAAUCAUUUAAGCAGCAAGUUCUUGUGAGCUCAAAUCCCCACAGAGUUCAAAUCGCCUGAACUCUGCUCUCUGUCAUGUGAACUUUCUAGGUGGUCAAAUUUAUACCGUCAAACCUCCUAUUGUGAAUGCAGCAGUUUUCUUUUGCUGGUCAUUAGAGAACUGUCAGAUAAACAGUUUCAUAAAAUCACCUGUCAUUAUAGAGUUCAUGUUCAGGAAUCAAACCAACAGACUCUGAAGCCCCUUUCAAAACUCUUAAAGCAGAACUUUUGGCCAUCUAUCUGUUUUCUGAAAGGACCAAAGCAGCAAGAAGGGUUAAAGUCAACCCACCACUGUUAUACUUCUCAGCUUCCAAACAAGGAAUCAACAGGACUUAUGUAAGGGUUAGCUGGCAUUGACGGCCUCUUUUACAAAAUACUUCAAGCAAAGACUGUGACAUCGUCUGGCUGGGUUUUUCUGUAAGGACUGGAGAGGUAAAAGGGGUUUGAUGUUAGUCAAACUACAACUCUGAGUUGCCAAGCGAGGUAACAAUGGCACUGAAAAGUUGACAAGAUUAACAGGAUGUAGCCAUCAACUCUUUCAUCAAACAGUUCAAAGCCAGAACUUGUGGCUCCAAGGUGGUAAAGGUGGCAGGAAUAAUUCUACCGUUUUCUGCCAAGCACAGCAGAAAUACUCGCCGUACCAAAGGGUUCGGGCUUUAUGGCUCCACAGCGUUAUGUAGCUACAGUCUUAUUUUACAGACAGACAGACUCAGAUGCUCAUUUGUCAUGUUUGUGUUUGCUAACAGAACCACCAAUCAAAGUUGCGACUAUACCUCAACUGUCGACUUGUGUGAGGUUUAUUGUCUUUGUGGGGUAUGAUGUAGAGCUUGUAAACAUCAGUCUGUGCCACCAGAUGAACACAAGAUUUAACAUAAAACCAAACCAAGCACUUAAUUCAGACUGGGAGAGGCACCCAGUGGGGGCGUGACGGAGCCACUGGUGCUCAGUGGGCAGAUGAGUCUGGUGCAGGUUGUUCAGGGCAGAACACAUUGGUGUAAGACAAAAACUGUGCUCGUAUUAUUUUCUAUUGAAUUUCCAAUAGAAAGGCACCGAUGUGCAUCAGAGGCACCAGUUGGUCCCAUGGCACUCCCCAAUAUCCAUUCCCCAGCAAGUAGAAACUUAUGGCAAUAAGUUCUACUGAGAGGUUGUUUUAUGAUAGAACUGUUUUGUGAAAGAGGUUUUAGGUGUGAUAAGACCAAAUAUUCUCCAAAACGUGGCAUUACAUUUCUUUUUGUAUGAUUUCUUCUCUGCAUUCCUUUCUGCCUUUGUGCUACCUCAGACAGACCUGAGUACCGCUUCUGUUUCUCUGAAUACUUUCCUUCCGUCCUGUACUUUUACAACUGCAUCAUAGCCUUAAACAUACUUGCAUAAUUAAAAAUAUAUUUCAUUUUUAGAGGAAGAUUUAAUUGUUGUCUCUGUGUAUAAUUAUGGAGAAAAAAAUCAUUUAUUUUUCUUGAAUGUAGCCUCACAGAUACUACCGCAACAAACAAAAGAAAAAUCUUCCAGGAGUUUAACUCACUGCCACUUCCUCUGGAUUUCACUGUGUUUAUGUCUAUCAGGGUAAAGGUUCAAUCCUACUUUUUUAUGUGUGCAAUGAGGUCUGAUAAGCCAAAACUGUAAAAUACUUUGAGCAAAAGGUUUGAAAUGUCAGUCGUAGCAACACUGAGAUGUUGCUGCAUCACUUUGCCCACGUGACUUUGUUAACCCACUUUUAGUGUUAUUUUUAAUCUGGGGUAAAAUGCAUACAGCGGAUGCCAAGCGGAAAUCAUCUGAAGAAGAAAAUGUUUAACAGGUUUAUAGGACAGAGUAACAAUUUGUUUUGUUUAGACAUGAGCCUGCUCACGAGUUUGUGGCUGGAUAUUUGAGUGUAAAGAAGGGAUUAAAGUUUUAAGAAUUGAUUUCUGGUGAAAAAUAAUUUUUGUACGCUUGAUGACUUUUAUAUUGUACCUGUGUGUUUUUAUACUGUAAAAAGCUUGCAUGACGGGAUAUUUCUUGCUUUUAAACAGCCCUGUUGGUAUUCUGUACAAUAAAAACGAAACUCUCGAAGCA